Serendipita indica DSM 11827 is the source of this 942-nucleotide messenger RNA. The record is from the annotation of a GenBank genome assembly. Lineage: Eukaryota; Fungi; Basidiomycota; Agaricomycetes; Sebacinales; Serendipitaceae.
AUGAAAUUCACCGGAUUCUAUAUAUUCACUAUCAUUAUUCAAGCGACAUGUACCACCACCAGAGUCUCCGAGAGUCUGCUGCAAAAGCCCUUGCUCCAUCCAUCCGACAUCAACCCCCUCAUCUCUCCACGCCUCUACGAGACAUUGGUGGAAAGCGACUACUUCAUUACAGAGCUACCUCCAUCUACGACCACAGCCAUGCAGCGUUGUACGCAGUAUGUAACCCAGUUUUGUCAAGGAGACAGCGUUCAGCGACUACAAGUCGGCUUCACCGACUCGAACAAAACAUGGCUCUUGUGCAAAUGUACGCCUCGCAAGCUUGCACAGGUCGUUCUACCAGGCAAAGCGGAUAACUGGUCCUACUUGCUGGGACAUCUAUCAAGGAUUCCAGUACCUCUUCGCGAAUACAUCCACGUCGUCGUUUCUACCCCCCUGGAGACAGAGCACACUACAUCCUCAUCCCUAGCCCCGACAAAACCCAGCCUUCGAUCCACCCUUCCACACGGAAUGAUGUCCCAGAACACUGUUGUAUUAUUCGGGGAACCUUCCAUUGCGACGUGGAUCCACGAAGCCGCUCAUGGGUACUCAGGAGAACGCUUGAGCUCCUCCGUCCGCUGGGUAGAGGCAAUCCAUCGGGACUCAUGCCUUCCCGACCCUUACUCGAGAACCAAUCUUGAAGAGGCAUUCGCUCAGACCGUCAUGCUCAAGGUCUAUCUUCAAAUGCAACCAGUCUCAAGCGAGGGAACUCGGGAUGACCUCCUAGGGGAUGUUUCAUGCAUGAGACAUCAGUUAGACAUCCUCGAAGGCCUUUCAAUCUUCGCUCAUGAUCGCAGAUCUCUAUCGCGCUCAGGCUCAACGCUAGAAAUUGUGCAGAAAGAAGCGACAUGGUGGGAACUAUGGGUUAUCACCAGUUUUCUCGUCAUCCUGUUUAUGCUAUCUUGA